AUGGGUCGUCCGAGACAUCUGACCACCGCGUUACCGCGGGAGCUCCGCGCAGAGCUGGGUCUGCGAGAUACCUACGGCGACAAGAAGAACCGGCGCAACACGCCCGCCGCACGGAAAGACCGCCGCCGCGCAGAACGGGCAGAGAAGAAGACGAAACGAGCGCCGGUGUCGAAGAAGGGCCGUUCGCAGCGAGGUGGCGACGACGAUGGCUUCGACGAUGACGGUGGAUUCGAUGAGAUGGAGGGUCUUGGAGACGGGGACUCGGCGUCGGAAGACGACGUAGCGGCGACGAUGGCCAAGCUGGCGAAGCAGAAGAAAGACAAGCCCAAAUCGAUACUCAAGAAGGCGAAGCCAGUCGAGUCGGAAUCUGAAGAGGACGAGCCACAACCGCCGCCGCGGAAGGUUUCUAAAACUGUCCAGGAGAAGCUUGACCAGGAUGAUGCGGAGAUUGCGGCGCUGGAGAAGAAGCUCGGCCUGAAGAGGGGGAAGAAACUGCCAAAGUCUUUUGCCGAAGACGGGCUGGAUGAGCUACUGGGUGAUUUGGGUGACGGGUCCGCGGAUGAGGGUCGGAAGCGCAAGAGAGAAGCCGAUGAGUGGCUGCGGAGCAAACGGAGAAAGGCCCAGGGCCUCGAGUCGGAGUCCGAGGAUGACGCAGAAAGCGACGAAGACAUCGACCUGGACGAGGAGGACGACGACGGCGAGGAGGAUGAGUUCGACGAGGAUGAUGAUCUACUGGGCGAUCUCGCCGAGGAUAGUGGCGAGGACGACGCCGACGAAGAUGAAAAAGAGCCCGCACCGAAGAAGAAAGAAAAUCCCUAUGUUGCGCCGGUGGUCGAGACCAAGGAAGACCGUCCUCAGAAAUACAUCCCUCCGUCGCUACGCGCUGCAUCCAACUCCGAAUCCGAAUCGAUGACCCGCCUACGGAGACAGGCGCAGGGUCAGCUGAACAAGCUGUCCGAGGCCAACUUGGUGUCAAUUCUUGCAGAGUUCGAGAAACUGUAUCGAGAGUAUCCCCGGCAGAACGUGACGUCUACGCUGAUAACUCUGCUGUUUGGCCUUAUCUGCGAGAGAUCUGCACUGCAAGACACCUUCGUCAUCCUCCACGCAGGCUUCAUCGCGGCUUUGUACAAAGUCGUGGGCAUGGAUUUCGGUGCAGAACUCGUCCAGAAACUGGUCGAGAUGUUCGACGCGCGCGGCGACGAACGGGGCCAGUUCCAAGGAAAAGAGCUUAUCAACCUCAUCUCCCUGCUGUCCCAAUUGUACAACUUCCACGUUGUCGGGAGCACGUUGGUCUUUGACUACGUCCGGCUUUUCUUGGAAGAAAUCAACGAGGAGAACACCGAGCUGCUUCUCAAGAUCAUCCGAAACUCUGGCCCUCAGCUCCGACAAGACGACCCCUCCUCGCUGAAAGACAUCGUCCUGCUCAUCCAGCCGGCCGUCGCCAAAGCAGGCGAGGCCGCCCUCUCCGUCCGCACGAAAUUCAUGGUCGACACAAUCACCGAUCUCAAGAACAACAAGCUCAAAUCCGCCAUCGGCUCCAGCAUCACCUCCGAACACAUGACCAAGAUGCGGAAAAUCCUCGGAUCGCUCAGCAACAACCGCGUGAUCCGCGCCUCCGAGCCGAUCAGCAUCUCCCGCGACGACAUCCACAACUCGGCGAAGAAAGGCAAGUGGUGGCUCGUCGGCGCCAGCUGGAGGGAAGACCCGCUCGUGUCCGCGCGCCAGGAGUUGUCCAAUCUGCCCGUCGACACGCAAAAUGCCGUGCCGGAAGAUGACAGCGACGGCGAACCGGACUACGUGAAUCUCGCCAAGGCGCACCGCAUGAACACGGACGUCCGACGCUCCAUCUUCGUCGCCAUCAUGUCUGCGACGGAUUACCAGGAUGCGCACGUGCGCCUGCUGAAACUGCGGCUGAAGCGCGCGCAGGAGUACGAGAUCCCGCGCGUGCUGACCCACUGCGCCAUGGAGGAAGAAGCUUACAACCCGUACUACACGCUCAUAUCGCGCCGGCUGUGCGGCGAGCUCGGCCGCCGCAUCAAGAUGUCCUUCAUGUAUACAUUGUGGAACAUUUUCAAGCGCAUGGGCGAGACGGGGGAUAUGGACGACGAAGACGACACGGGCUUCGAUGAUGAAGACGAGAACCAGUUGCCCAUGAAGGCCGUUGUCAACUUGGCCAAGAUGUACGCCAGCAUGAUCGCCGACGGGACGCUGAAUUUUGGCGUGCUGAAGAUCCUGAACUUUGCCUACCUGCAGCCGAAGACGAAGACUUUCACCGAAAUUCUGCUCAUCACUGUUAUCCAGCUGUCGCAGAAGCAGAAGGGCAAGAAGGGCAAGAACAAGAAGCCUGAGGAGGAGGAGUCUAGGGAUGAGAAGGCCCUGAUGGAGAUCUUCAUGCGCACGCAGGAGACGCCGCAGGUUGCCAAGGGGCUGAUCUUCUUCCUACGCAAGGUCGUCGCGAAGACGGACGUCGUCUCCUCGAAGGAACUGAAGCUGGUGCGAUGGGGGUGCCGGGUUGCCGUCGACGCACUGAAAGCGGUGGCUAAACAGGGUGGUGAUCUCGAUUGA
This is a messenger RNA of Aspergillus terreus NIH2624, 2565 nucleotides long. RefSeq names its product MIF4G domain-containing protein. Gene Ontology annotation, biological process: ribosomal small subunit biogenesis. The transcript has 2 exons. The coding region runs from base 1 to 2565 and encodes 854 amino acids. The record is from RefSeq and is a predicted model, not a curated record. Gene Ontology annotation, cellular component: nucleolus. Lineage: Eukaryota; Fungi; Ascomycota; Eurotiomycetes; Eurotiales; Aspergillaceae. Gene Ontology annotation, molecular function: RNA binding; protein binding.